AUGACCAAUACUCUAUCCUUGGAUUUUAAGAGUUCAGCUUUACUGAUUGCAUUAAUUCUUGUGCCCAUUGUUGUCCUUGUCUGCGCUGUUGCCAUCGCUCUUGCGUGUUCCGAGUACUGGAGUAUUCACUCCAUCAAGCAAACCUGCCUAUCGUGCUGUCGUCUCAAGAAACAACGGAGACGCAAGCAGAUUCGAUCCGAUCCCGAGGGUUGCAACAUCGUACCAUCGACUCUUGCGACAGAGUGCUCCGAUAUCCAGAUCGAGAUCGAGGUCCCUGUCACCAACCGAGAGCACGUCUAG
Penicillium canescens is the source of this 300-nucleotide messenger RNA. RefSeq lists its product as uncharacterized. Lineage: Eukaryota; Fungi; Ascomycota; Eurotiomycetes; Eurotiales; Aspergillaceae. Bases 1 to 300 code for a protein of 99 amino acids. The record is from RefSeq and is a predicted model, not a curated record. The transcript has a single exon.